Messenger RNA from Armigeres subalbatus, 1731 nucleotides. RefSeq lists its product as uncharacterized. The record is from RefSeq and is a predicted model, not a curated record. Lineage: Eukaryota; Metazoa; Arthropoda; Insecta; Diptera; Culicidae. Bases 1 to 1731 code for a protein of 576 amino acids. The transcript is spliced from 3 exons.
AUGACUUCUGAGGACUCCAUGUUUUUAGAUCAGCGGCUAAAAUUCGCUGCAUUGCAACAUUCUGUUCCCCCACCCCACCCCAGUCUGUUCCCACCUGUUCCACCCCACCCUGUUCACCCCACCUGUUCCACCCCACCCCCACCCACCCCAGCCCCCUGUUCCCCACUCCCUGUUCCUGUUCAGCCCCAGUUCCUGUCUGUUCAGCUCCACUGUUCCCAGCUCCACCCCAGUUCAGGCUCCCUGUUCCCACUGUUCCCAGCCCCACCCCACCCCCAGGUUCCCACCUGUCUCCCACUGUUCCUGUUCAGCCCCUGUUCCCAGCCCCACCAGUUCCACCCCAGCCUCCCACCUCAGCUCCCUGUUCCACCCCACCUCAGUCUCCCCACCAGUUCUGUUCACCCCCAGUUCCCACCUCACCACCCCACUCCCACCCCUGUUCCCCACCAGUUCCCAGCUCCACCCCUGUUCCAGCCCUCCCAGUUCCGUCUCCCCAGCCUCAGCCCCAUGUUCCUCACUCCCACUCCACCCCUGUUCCCGCCCCACUCCCAGCUCAGCUCCCACCACCUCACUCACUCCCAGCCUCCCAGCCCUGUCACCUCACUCCAGCCUCCCAGCUCCCACCUCAGCCUAGUCCCAGCCUGUUCCACCAGCCCCAGCUGUUCCAGGCCCCCACCAGCUGCACCUGUUCCCACCCCACCUCCCACCCCACCUGCCUGUUCUGUUCCCACCUGUUCCCCACUGUUCCAGUUCCUGAGCUCCCACCCCUCCCCACCCCACCCACCUGCACCCUGUUCCUGUCUCCCACCUGUUCACCCCACCCGUCUCCACUGUUCACCUGCCCCACCCAGCUCCCACCUGGUUACCCUGUUCCCACCCCCAGCUCCUCCUGUUCCCAGCCCACCCAGCUCCCACCCCUGUCUCCACCCCAGCCCCACUGUUCCACCCUGUUCAGCCCCACCCAGCUCCCCAGCCUCCACCAGCCCAGCCUCCCCCAGCCACCAGCCUCCUGUUCACCCACCCCACUCCAGCCUCACUCAGCCUGUUCCACACUGUUCCCAGCCCCAGCCUGUUCCCACCCCACUCACCCCAGCCUGUUCAGCCCCACCAGCCUCCACUGUUCACCACCUGUCAUCACCUGUUCAGUUCCUGUUCCUGCCCCAGCCUCAACUCCCACCAGCCCCCACUCCACCUGUUCCUGUUCCACCUGUCUCACCUGUUCCCCCCCAGCCCAGUCUCACUCAGCCUGUUCCACUGUUCAGCCCACCUGUUCCCACCCCACUCCAGCUCCCACCAGCCCCACCCUGUCUGUUCCUGUUCCUGUCUCCACCAGCACCCUGUCUGUUCCCACCCCAUCUGUUCCUGUUCACACACCCUGUCUGCAACUCCACCUGUUCCCCAGUUCCCAGUUCACCCUCUGUUCCACCCCUGUUCUCACCCCUGUUCCACCCCAGCUCCAAACCCCUGUUCCUGUUCCUCAGUUCCCACUCCCACUCAGUUCCUGUUCCCCACCAGCCCCACCUGCACCCCCUGUUCCCAGCCCCAGUCUCAACUGUUCAGCUCCCUGUUCCUGUUCCCCACUCCCACUCCCCUCACUCCCACCUCAGCACUGCCCUAGUUUCCCAGUUCCACCUCACCUCACCCAGCUCACCUCACUGUUUAAAUAGCCUCCUGAACUCCCCACCAGUUUUUGCUUUAGCCUUCCAGCCCCACCACCCCAGCCUCACCUUUUAG